GUUCAUUCCUUGACGUGAAAGAUGGGAGGGCUGUGUGUGCCCGGUGGGGAGCCGCAGCCCAGGUAGGGCAGUGGAACCCAGUGUCUGUGUCCAAGCACUAAGAUAGGAUACCCGAGCUGUCACUCAAAGAACUCCCUAGGAACGGAGGGCAGCACCUGGUUGUCUGGUAACCCCAGGAGCUCUGAGCUAAGAGGGGAGGUAACCCAAGCCAGAGGAUCCAUUCCAGAAAGCCAGCCGCAGACAAGGAAGCAGGUGAGGCGUCCUGCAGCCGGGGCCCCAAGACCGGAUGGAGGUAGCCUGAACGCCCGGGAUUGAGGGCCUGGAAGAGCAGGGUUUCUGGGUGUUCUCUGAAGCAGGGGGGAUGUCUUUUUAAAAGGAAUGCAUCACCUCUGCCUGGCUCUCCCCAAAACAGAGGGGAAAGAGAAGAAAAGGGGAGGAGCCAAGAACCCAGCGCUCCGGGCUUUCCCCGCCUUUUCCUGCCUCCUGGGAGGAGAGCUGGUGAAAGGCUUUGCCUUCCGAGGGGAAGGAUUCUAACCGGAUACACGCGCUGAAUGGAUUCGGUUUAAGAGGACCCUGGAGACCAGGGCAGGAUGUCGGGGGGACCGGAACCGGCCAGGAGACAGAAAGCUGAGGACCCUCGGGGAGACAAAGGGAGGGGCUGGCCAUGGAAAGGCAGCACCCCCUGGAGGCUGGCUCCCUGCCAGUCCAGUCCCCAGGCCGGCUCAGGCAGGAGUCCUCUGAGCACUGGCCUGCCCUGGACUCUGUGUGGAGAGGAGCCAGCAGGCACGAGAUAGGAGUGGGGGCGGGGCAGGCAGAGGCACAGAGAAGCAGGGGAAGGAGAGGCUGUUCCUCCACUGGCUCACUGUUGACUGCUGUGAACUGUAUGUAACAGCAGGUGCACGCUAAUGCUUCCAAAUUUUAAAAUCAAUCAGUUACACUUACCUUGAAUGUAAUGAAAAGUUCUGGGCGGGGAGGGUGGAUGGUGGUGAUGGGUGCACAGCAGCGGAAGCGUACUUAACGCUACAGAACUGAACCCCUAAAAAGGGUUAAAAUGGGGGGGCUGGUGUUUGUUUGACACAGUGUUGCCACUUAGGACGUGUACAUCCCAAAUCAGAGUGCCUGGGUUAACAAUUUGUUUUAUUUUAUUGGAAAGGUAAAGAAACACACACAGAGGAGAGGGAGAGGGAGGGGGAGAGAGAGAUUGCUUUCCUGUCUGCUGGUUCAUUUCCCAAACGCCUAUAACAGCUGGGGUGAGUGAGUUCAAUGGUGGCAGCCAGGAACUCAGUCCUUGUCUCCCACGUAGGUAGCAAAGCCCCAGCUACUUGAACCACCAUCUGCACCUCCCAGGGUGUGCAUGAGCAGGAAGCUAGAAUCCAGACCAGAGCUGACUCAAACCCAACCAUUCUGCUAUGGGAUGUGUGCGUCCCAACCGCUGUGCCAAGUGCUGCCCACGUCAGCCAUUCUUAGGCGUGCAGUCCUGUCAGGAGCAGGGUGGGGCUGAACUGCUCUCCAGGGAGGCUGGCUGCUCUGGGGCAGCCAAGGCCAACAGACCCAGGCCUCUCUUCCCCAUUGUCAGUCCCAUGUCUUCUCCCAGCCCUGAGGAUGCCCCACCAGAGCCUGAGCUUGGUUCCGCAAGCUGCAAGAGGAAAAAGAAGACGACACGGUCACAGCAGGAGGCCGGCAUCCAAGCCCUCACCAGAGCUGGCCAUGCAGCUCUACGAGCCGGCCAGAGCCAUGAGGCCUUGGCUAGCUUCCAGAAGGCCUUCCUCCUGGCCUCUGAGGCCCCACGGACCAGGGACACCUCCGUGCUCCGAGCUUGUGCCUGCAACCUGGGAGCCGCCUACGUGGAGACUGGGGACCCAGCCAGAGGCCUUGAGCUGCUCCUGCGGGCCCAGCCCGAGGAGAAGGCGCAGGGCAGGCCUCACGGAGACCACUGUUUCAAUGUGGCUUUGGCCUACCAUGCCCUGGGCAACCUGACUCAAGCUCUGGCCUGGUACCGCAGGGCUCUGGGCCACUACCAGCCCCAGGGGGACCAGGGGGACGCCCAGGCAAAAAUGGGAGCCUGCUACCAGGCCCUGGGACAGCCUGAGCUGGCAGCCCACUGCCUGCAGGAAGCAAGCCGGGCCUACUCCCAAGCAAAGCGGCCCCGGGCCGCAGCCCUAGCACUGGGGGCUGCAGCAGAGUGUAUGCUGGAGAGCGGGCGGCACGGGGUGGGUGAGGUGCUACAGGUGCUGGAGGAGAGCCGGAAGCUUGCCAACAGGAGCGCAGAUCGGGCACAGCUGGGAUGGCUGUAUAACGACCUAGGCCUGGGCUACUCCCGGCUGCAGCUGUUCCCUAUGGCCGUGGAGGCUUUCGGGCAGGCGCUGCCUCUGUGCCAGGACCCCCGGGAGCAGGCCACGGUACUGGGAAACCUCGGGGUAGCCCACAACGCCCUUGGCAACUAUGCGGAAGCCCAGGCAUUUCACCGUGCCGCCGCCAGCCUACAUGGCGCUGCUGGGCAACGGUGGGAGCAGGGCCGGAGCUUUGGCAGCCUGGCGUUUGCGCUGAGCCAGCUGGGGGACCACGAGGCCGCCAGAGACAGCUACCUGCACGCCCUGCAGGCCGCUUGUGACUCCGGGGACACGAAGGGGCAGUGGCAGGCCUGCGAGGGUCUGGGGGCUGCGGCAGCCAGACUGGGGCAGUAUGACCAGGCCUUGACGUACUACAAGGAGGCGCUGGCCCAGUGUCAGGAGGAGUCAGAUUCUGUGCGACAACGGCUGGUGGCCAAGCUGGCAGACGCCAUGAGGACCCACUCGGCCCAGAGAAGGCCCCAGGCUCCAGGAGGGGCCUGCCAGGCAGGGACCCCAGCCAGGGUGAGGAGCAGCACAGCAGGUGCACAGCCCAGGUGGGAAGAGGAAGAGUGUGAGGAAGGCCAGGAGGAGAAAGACCCAGAGGGACUGGUGAAUCAGCCCACAGCGUCCAGGCCUCGGAGACUGGAGCGCGCAGGACCUGGGGCCCGUCUUCCCGCCCGAGUGGACCACCCUGGCAUCCUGGUACCCAGUGGCCCCCAAGCCAAUAGCAACCUGAACAACCCUCGCCCAGCUCUGCAGGCCCGAGGUGUUCCCUGCCUCCUGCGUGGCCUCGGAGAGAGGGCGAAGCCUGCAGAAUGGGGGGAUGUGAAGUUUAAGUCCACUCCCUCCUGCCCCGGAGCCCGCCAGCUUAGGUCGUCCCAGUGGCCCAGGGGACCCCAGAGGAGACCCCCCCAGUCUGGCUUCUGCACGAUCACGUGACCCGCACCCAGCAUGCUGGCUGCAGUCUUCACCCCCGCAGCUCCCCCUAGCGCUGCAGCGCCGCAGGUUAAGCUGCCGCCUGCGACACCGGCAUCCGGCAUCGAGCAUCGGCUGGAGUCCCGGCUGCGCUGCUUCCAAGCCAGCUCCCUGCAUUUGCUGGGGCAGUCCAGUACGGAACGACCCGAGUGCAGACUCCCAGGUCAGGCAGCCCGGAGCCCAGCUCCUCCGACACCUGUCGCUUCGCUGCACCGUGGGCAUGUUGUUUGACAUCUCUGAGCUUCAGCCUUCUCACCUGUGAAAUGGGAAAUACUAGGGUUGCUGUGAGAAUGGAAUGUUUCAUGUUAAUAUCUGGCACAUGUGUUCAAAAAUGUUGUCCAUGUCAUAAAAACAUGCUUCACAUUGUGUAUAACUAAUGAAUCUUCAUGAGGCCAGUGCUGUGGUACAGUGGGCAAAGCCAUCCCCUGCAAUGCUGGCAUCCCAGAGGAGCACAGGUUCAAGUCCCAGCUCCUCCACAUCUUUUUUUUUUUUUUUUUGACAGGCAGAGUGGACAGUGAGAGAGACAGAGAGAAAGGUCUUCCUUUGCCGUUGGUUCACCCCCCAAUGGCCACGGCGGCCAGCGUGCUGUGGCCAGCACACUGCGCCAAUCCGAAGCCAGGAGCCAGGUGCCUCUCCUGGUCUCCCAAGCAGGUACAGGGCCCAAGGACCUGGGCCAUCCUCCACUGCACUCCUGGGCCACAGCAGAGAGCUGGACUGGAAGAGGGGCAACUGGGACAGAAUCCAGCGCCCCGACCGGGACCAGAACCCGGGGUGCUGGUGCCGCAGGCAGAGGAUUAGCUAUUGAGCUGUGGCGCCGGCCUCCUCCACUUCUGAUCUCAUUCCCAGCAGAUGUCUUAAGUCCUUGGGCCCCUGCCAUCCAUGUGGGAGACCUGGAUGGAACUCCUGGCUCCUGGCUUUGGCCUGGCCAGUGCUGACUGUUGUAGCCAUUUGGGAAGUGAACCAGCAGGUGGAAGAUCUCUCUCUCUCUCUCUGUCUCUCCCUCUCUCUUGGUCACUCUGCCUUCCAAAUAAAUAAAUCUUAUGGGAUCUUCUGUCCACACCUUUUGACCAAAAGUGGACCCUACUAAGAAAACCUAAGUUUGGGAAACACACUUAAGAUGUCUUUGUAGAGCACCAAAACUUCCCGAGGAGCUGGCAGGAAAACGGGGCCUGAAGGCGUGUCCACGCAGCAGAGCGGGGAGGCUGCUCCCCGGGCUCCUCGCAGGGUCCCCAUGCCGACACCUUGGCACAGUAGCCGCGCUGUGCAUCCUGGGCAUUAGAAUCUCUGGCAGAGCUGUCUCAGCCGCCUCCUGUUAGCCACGAGCUGGGGGCCCUCGGAAAACCAGAGCCCAUGCCCUCCCCUGCUGUCUCUAGCGAACCUCGGGGCAUCUGGUUUCCAGUGCGGGAGGAGCCGCGUGGCCCCCGCUGCCUCCCCACGUCACACUGGACGGAGGAGGCUAGGCCUCCACCUGGUGUUCUCAACCCAUUCUUGUUCAAUCUUUGUUUUUAAUCAGCAGGACCCUGCCCCUACUUUUUUUAAAAAAAGGAUUUAUUUUAUUUAUUUGAAAGAGUUACAAAGAGAGGUAGAGCCAGAGAAGAGAGAGAGAGAGAGAGAGAGAGAGAGAGAGGUUUUCUACCUGCUGGUUCACUCCCCAAAUGGCUGCAAUGGCCAGAGCUAAGCUGAUCUGAAGCCAGGAGCCAGGAGCUUCUUCAGGGUCUCCCACGUGGGUGCAGGAGCCCAAGGACUUGGGCCAUCUUCUGCUGCUUUCCCAGGCCAUAGCAGAGAGCUGGAUCGGAAGUGGAGCAGCCAGGACCUGAACUGGUGCCCCUAUGGGAUGCCGGCACUGCAGGCUGGAGCUUUAACCCACUGCGCCAGCCCCCCACUUUUCUUUUUAAUGAUUUCUGUAGCUGAUCCGUCUGAACCGUGGCUAUUGUGCAUUCUUUGAAUAAUCACUUGUAAAAAGUGUCCGUGCUUGAAGCUAUUUGCUUUACUCAAGCUGAGGGGACUUUGUUGGUUUUGGGGUCUUGGCAGUGACUCCCAGAACAGAGCGGGGAAGAGCCCAGCACAGGCUUGGGUGCCAUGAUGGCUGCAGCCCGGUUUUAUGAUUCCGCUUUUAUGUGAUCCUUGAUAACAGUGACUAACAAUAUACAUUCCUCCUAAAUAAAAGAGAAUCUAAAAAAAAAAAAAAUCUUUAAAAAAAGAAAGCAUUGGAGACUCUUAACAGCCUCACUUAGGUAAGUAUUUCACAGACACAACAUCAAAGGCACAACACAUUUAAAAAAAUAAAUUCUUGGGGUCAGCGCUGUGGCAUAGCAGCUAAAGUCACCGCCUGCAGUGCUGGCAUCUCAUAUGGGUACCAGUUCAAGUCCCGGCUGCUCCAAUUCUGAUGUGGCUCCCUGCUAAUGUGCCUGGGAGAGCAGCAGAAGAUGGCCCAAGUCCUUGGGGCCCCGCACCUCAUGGGAGACCUGGAAGAAGCUCCUGGCUC
This is a messenger RNA of Oryctolagus cuniculus (rabbit), 5790 nucleotides long. NCBI's taxonomy places the organism in Eukaryota, Metazoa, Chordata, Mammalia, Lagomorpha, Leporidae. The record is from RefSeq and is a predicted model, not a curated record.